Pseudoliparis swirei is the source of this 2713-nucleotide messenger RNA. Its product is annotated as serine protease 23-like. Gene Ontology annotation, molecular function: serine-type endopeptidase activity. Lineage: Eukaryota; Metazoa; Chordata; Actinopteri; Perciformes; Liparidae. The transcript has 2 exons. Gene Ontology annotation, biological process: proteolysis. The record is from RefSeq and is a predicted model, not a curated record. The coding region runs from base 555 to 1994 and encodes 479 amino acids.
AUUACAUUUUAUUGCACUGAUGUGCUAAAUUUGAGUUGGAGUUGCAUAUAAUUAUUGGAUGGAAAACCUUCCAACAAUUUAAUUGAGUUCAUCCAAUGAGUCAUUUCUUUGAGUGUACCCGCAGUGGACUUCAAACGUCACCUGGCAUAAAUGUAAACUUAUGGAUAAACACACUCUCAGAAAGAACACGUUGUAAAUAACUUAACAUCUAAAUGAAUUCAUCCCUAUUCUGUGUAUAUUUUCAGCGUAAUAUUUAUAUAUAUUCUCUCCACAUGACUGCACUUUUGACUCAAAAUGUACUGAUGAUCAAAACCUUCAUUCCUGCUCGCCCCUCCCGGCUGACUCCCUCUUUCUGUCUUUUUGCUCUUUACUUUUUUUCUGCAUCGGAGUGGGAUGUAGAUUUCUGAGGAUCUUGCACAUAGUUCUUUUUUUAGCCCAUUAAAUGAUGGAAGCCAGUCAGCUUGGAGCCGUUUGCGAGGAGAGGGUUUUGUAUUGAUGAGACUGAGAACAUUCACUGGAAGUUUGGGUGUUGUCUUUUUAAUGCUUGGAGUGGGAUGGGGUUCAAUCACUACCUGUGUCUGCUGCUGUGUGCGGCAGCCCUGACAGUUUUGGAGGUUUUUGGUCGAGAUGAGAGCAGCGUGUUGCCCUGCUGGACCAGGCAGCGCCUCCCGGUGCUGCUGGACACACACACCGAGCCUCUCAAGACGCCCUUGUUCGACGGAGCUGAGGAGGACGAUGACGAGAAGACUGUCCGGGAAGACACUCUCUGUGGGAUAGAGUGUCAAAGCGGCCUACCACCCAUGGACCAGACUGAGCAAGAGAGGAUUCUGGGAUACGAGACAAUGCAUGAGAAUGGCACUCGCACUCACACAGAUAUCAGUUUGCAGGGUUUUAACGAGACGUCUGCGGGAACACCGGCCCGCUCGCCGGCUCGCACCCGCCGGAAACGACAGGUGUACGGAGCAGACGGACGCUUUGUGAUCUCCGAUUCGCAUUUCAUCACCAACUAUCCGUUCUCCACCGCUGUCCGCCUCUCCACGAGCUGCUCUGGAGUCCUAAUAUCUCCAAAACACGUGCUGACCGCGGCACACUGCAUCCAUGAUGGGAGGGACUACCUCAAGAGUGCCAAAAAGCUUAAAGUAGGGGUGUUGCAGCUCAGGACUAAAAGAAGAAGAAGUGGGAUGAGGGUAGGAGGGCGACGGAGGAGUGGGAGGAAAGCGGUGGGGCAGAGAGGUGAGGAGCAGAUCGUGGAGGAAGGUGAGGAGCAGAAUAGUCUUGAUGGAGAUGUCGUGAGACGGGGAGGCAAAGGCAGGAGGCGCAGGGGGAGAAACGAGGGCGAGGAGGAUGCGGCUGAUCGUGGGAGUAUAGGUGACGGAGAGAGGGGAAGGCGAUCCGGGAAACUGAAAGGUCUCGGCCGUGUACGACGUGGCGCCGGCGAACCCGGGGAGCAGUCCGUCUUACGCUGGACGCGAGUUAAACAGACCAGAAUCCCUCAAGGAUGGAUCCAGACCACGAGCUCCACGAGCUCAGUGUCCCCUGACUACGACUACGCUCUUCUGGAGCUGAGGCGACCCCUUAAACAAAGGCACAUGGAGCUGGGAGUGGCGCCCUCGGCCGCCCCUCUGGCACGGAUCCACUUCUCAGGCUACGACGCCGACAAGAGCCCGGCGGACGGCGGCGGACGCGAGCAGGUGGUGUACCGGUUCUGUUCUGUGGCGAACCAGUCGGACGAUUUGAUGUACCAGCGCUGCGACGCUCAGCCGGGCGCCACAGGCGCAGGCGUCUACAUCCGUCUGAGACAGGAAGUGGGAGAGGAAGGCGGGAAGGGGAAGUGGCAGCGCAGGGUGAUUGGGGUGUUUUCUGGCCAUCAGCGGGUGGAGGUGGAGGGAGGGGAGCAGAGGGAGUUUAAUGUCGCAGUGAGGAUUACGCCACUCAAAUAUGCACAGAUCUGUCACUGGAUCCAUGGAGAUCCAAAUCUAUGCAAAGAGGUUUGACUGCAAAGCAAGAGAGAAACAUCGUAUUAUGUCUGUGUGUAUUAAAGAUGAUUAUAUAUUACUAUAUGCAAGAAGAACGCUUAUUGAAGAUAUCCCCCCCGGCAGCUAUAAUGACAAUAUUACAUUGUGCUGUUUGGGAUAUUUUAGAAAUCUAUAUGGAUCUAGAAGAAUAUCGUAACAAUCUUUCGUGAUACUCAUCUGUGGAGGUCCUAUACAAGGUUACAUUGUUGUUUAUUUUAUCACACUUAUUCUUAACUGUAAGAAAAAAAGGCAUUAUUGAUGUAAUUAUUGAAACAUUUUUGACCACAUUUUCAUUCUUAGCAACUUUUUUUUUACAUAGCAUCCUAGAAAUGCUCAUCUGAGACCAGCUGAACACCUCCGUGAUAUACCCCAGGAGUCCGGCACAUGUUCUGGUUCUGGAUCUGUAGCCCGUAUUCAGCCAUGUCUCAGUUUAUUAAGAGAAGAACGUGAGAACAUUCAAUUUGUGAGAGAAAUGUCAAUGUGUUGUUACCUUCUCUAAACCACAUUUGUUUGUUUGUCUCUGAAACACAAACAGUCUGUAACUGAAACUGCAGUUAUGUGGAGGAAAAAAAUAACCCAGUUUUGUUUUUUACUGUGUUGCACAAUUAUCGUUGUAUAGUAAGUAAAUAAGUCAAACCUAUUGGUCCUCAUUUCACUUCAUGUUAAAUAAAUAGUAAGUCUACUCUACACAACAUAUA